AUGCUUGAAAUAAAAGGAGUUAAUGAAGAGGCCUUCAAGCACCUCAUCAAAAUUCCACCAAGAUUCUGGAGCAAAUCAAGGUUCCAACCAAGUUCAUGUUGUGACACUUUGGUUAACAAUAUGUCAGAGGCCUUCAAUUAUGUACUUGUCGCUGCUAGAUCCAAGCCCAUUGUGAUAAUGCUGAAAGAAAUUAGAGUAUACAUACUGCAGAGAUGGGAAUCCAAUAGGAAAAAGGUAACCAAAUACGAUGGCUUCGUACUAUCUAACAUCAAGAAGAGGAUGGAAAAGGAGUCACAAAAAACCAAUCAUUGGAUUGUGAGGCGUGUAUGUGAAUAUGACUAUGAGGUGAGACAUACUUCACUCAAUGGAGAAAAAUAUAUUGUCAACCUUUACAAGAAAGAAUGCUCAUGUAGACUACGGAUGCUGACUGGACUUCCUUAUUGUCAUGCAAUAUCUUGA
This is a messenger RNA of Lathyrus sativus (Indian pea), 459 nucleotides long. The record is from the annotation of a GenBank genome assembly. Lineage: Eukaryota; Viridiplantae; Streptophyta; Magnoliopsida; Fabales; Fabaceae.